Cantharellus anzutake is the source of this 3610-nucleotide messenger RNA. RefSeq lists its product as uncharacterized. The coding region runs from base 186 to 3536 and encodes 1116 amino acids. The transcript is spliced from 6 exons. NCBI's taxonomy places the organism in Eukaryota, Fungi, Basidiomycota, Agaricomycetes, Cantharellales, Hydnaceae. Gene Ontology annotation, molecular function: histone binding. The record is from RefSeq and is a predicted model, not a curated record. Gene Ontology annotation, cellular component: nucleus. Gene Ontology annotation, biological process: positive regulation of transcription by RNA polymerase II; DNA damage checkpoint signaling.
GAUUGACCAGAGGUUAGUACAGUGCUGACGAGAAUUUAUGUCUGGCCAUGGUCAGUCCAACAUUAGCUGGUACUCGUACGGCGGGAUACCGUCAGGUGAUAUGAAUCACGUGGCUUUUGCGGUGCCGUAGUUGCCCUUUAACUGAAACGUUCCCCUUGUUCAGGCAGGACUUCCUUGUGUUCGCGAUGUCCAUGACCUCGGGAGAGAAUAACUCUCCUCCGAUGGUGGAAGAGCUUGCUUCUCUUAGGGAGUCAGUCGGAGAUAGGUAUCUUCGGAUUGCAAUUGGAGCACUCAGUCAGUCUCCAUCUGACUUGAAGACUGUGCCCAACACUCCGUUGCAGCCAGUGCCUCAGAAUGAAGAGACUCAAGGCUUUCGCACCUCUCAGCCUAUCAACUUGGAUGUAGACCAAUUCCGCACCCAAGGCUCGGGGUCCCAUAACACGUCUAACUCACUCCCCACCCCUCCUCCCGACCAGGGCACCCGUUCCCAGGACGCGUUUCGAGGCCCCCAUGACCAUGAAGCGCGUUCCGGUACAAGCUCGGAGUUUCCUGCGCCCUAUGUCAGCACCCGGACGCUGUUACACCGCCGAACAACUGGUAUCCUGGCACGUCCUCCUCGGUCCACUCACGAGAUUGUAUCCCUCAAACGGCAUAAUCGCUCUGCGUCUGUGGAUUCUUUCAUUGGCUCCGACGCGUCUCCCAAAGGUGAUGACUACAUACGCGCAAAACAAGCCCGUGAACGCCAAAACUAUCAGUCCCCGCGUAAAAGGCGCAAGGUGGAGGAAAAGGAUAGAGGGGGGAAUUUGCCCAUGCCUCUUGAUAAGGGCAAAGGGAGAGCCGCAGAACUGUCGGACACCAUCGAGAAGCGUUCCUUGCCGUCUGAACCAUGGGUCCCACCUCCCAACCCUCGAGUGCCCCUUCAGCCAGAACACCCAGAGACCUCUCAAAAACCCGAGGUUUUGGUCCGGUCGACCCCUCCAUCCUCGGGUCUCUCGGACCCCAGUCCACUCUCCCAAUACCCUGCGUUCAUGGACUUCGUGGAGCCGAAUCAACCUAGCUUCGGAAGGCCUACUUCCUCCAUUGACUCUCGGUCGCGCCAUUCCCAAUCCCGUGUAUGGCCUUCGGCGGGCCCACCAUCUGAUGCAGAGGUCUCACAUCACUCCCAUAGUGUGACACGCGCGGUUACGCCUGACCGACGGACGACUCGAACUUCGCCGCAUAUCAGUCCUACACAACCGACGCUCACGCCUCAGAAACGGGUUUUGCGACAGCCUGUAGUCUAUUCCAUGCGAAUGGAACCGCUCUCACUUGAUGAUGGUGGUUCUUCACAUGACAUUGCGCCUUCUCCAUACCCUGAAGAUCGCGCUCGUCAAAGUUCUGCCCUGCUUCCCCCUGCCACCAUUUCGCGAAGAGGCGGACGGACGGACGAGCAUACCACGCCAAGUCGCGAUACAACCAACAUGGGGGGAGCACAUCCAUCUGAUGUCAUGGAGAAUACACCUCGAACACCGCCUUCGGCCUCCGGCAAACGAACGUUAGUCCCGAAGCCCGCCGCCAGUGAUCGCGAGAGAGUAGCUGGUGUACCUCAUUCCCUAGCCAACCCCCCAGACGGGGAUUUUCCACCGCACGGGGUUUCUGGUAGGCGCCGCGCUCGGUCCCCAUUGAGAAAUUUGCGGCGUACCCCAGACACCCCGGCUUCUCCUUCCCGUGCGCAAAUCGCGAGGCCAUCCACCGGGCGCCUUCCUAUUGAGGCCCCCCAACUUCGCUCGGAUGGCCGUCAUGCCCCCUUUCGGAGCAGAGCAGAGGACUUUGCGAGUCCCACUAACUAUCGUAUUUCUCCGUCAAAGCGAGUAUAUGAGGCAAUAUCGGACAAGGAAGUUGAGCAAGAAAGCAACAACACACGUGAGGAGAGGGGGAAUGGAAAUGUGGAAACGGGUGAUGUUACCGCUGAGGAUAAGGUCAUUGCGAAACAGUUAGGCGAGGCCAUUGACCACAAGGAGACGACGGAAGAAUCGUUCAUACCUGGCCAUCCUGACGAUUUUGGCAUUCCUCGAAGACGAGGCACUUACGCUUCUGUUUCCCCUGCUAAAUCUCGGCGUAAACGCGCCCGAACUGCAACAUCUACCAGAAACACGACGGACGUCAAACAUGUGUCAGACGGUGAAUCAGCGGAUGAUCCCUCUCUUAACCCAUCACCCUCAGACGAUUUUCGCGUCUUCGCCCCUUGGGGGAAAGAGCAGCAUUUCUACCUAGGAACGGUCACCAGAGCGCGGGGCUCUGGGAAGUGUGAUGUGAAAUUUGACGACGGCGAGAUACGGCGUGAUGUUCACGCUGAGCAACUCAGGUCUUAUGCUCAAAAGGGCGACAAGAUCUGGCUUCUAAGAAAUCCUGAGACCGAGGCAGCGUCAGCGGUUGUUCGAAAGGUUCUUGGUGUCAACGAAGAGGGCAACUACCAGCUUCAUGUUAAGGAUGACGGCGGCGGCGAUGUUGUCCUUGGGACCAGAUAUGUUCGUGUCCCAAAGCAGGCAGAGUGGGACGACAAACGGUUGCUCACAAUCGAUGAUAUACCACUACAUCUAUUCAGAGCUAGUUCUCCUAUGAGCACGCGUUCGGGUUCAAUAAGGAGGGCGAUGCCGCGGCCCCCCUUGGAAGUUACAUCGCUCAGCCGCAGCAGAGUCAGUAGGGCCUCCACAACUAGAGCUUCCGCUUCUCGAAAGCUCCGGGCCAGCGGCGGUUACGUAACUUACGAAGCAGUUCCAGAGCAACUUCCCCUUCUGAAAGACACGAAAUGCUUCAUGAAGAUGGCGAUACUUACCACUGGGAUAACUCCUGAAAUGAGAGCAGAACUGACCUCCCGAAUAAGAAGAGCUGGAGGUCGACUUUACGACUCGUGGGAUGAUAUCAUCGAGUUUGGCAAAGGACGUUCGGACAUACGUUGGAAACAGAGUCUAAUAAACUCCGACGUGCGAAAAGUAAUCCUUAUUUCAUCCUCCCCCACGACCACUCCGAAGUAUUUGAUGGCGCUUGCGUUGAGGAUUCCUUGUGUAUCGGAACAAUGGAUAUAUGAUCGGUUGAAAGGGCUCGACGUACCUUGGGAGACAUACUUGCAUAUUGCUGGGGUAUCAAAGACAUUGAAUAUGAGUUUGUCACAAGCAUAUAACCCUCGGUGGGAGGAAACCGAUGUGUCAUUGCCUCCUCUUCAGACACGUAGCUCGGCUCGUCAGCCUUUUGCGGGAAAAACGAUGCUUCUGGUGCUUUCUGAUACAAUCGAUCGGGCCAAUCGAGAGCUGCACCGUCAAGUGGCUUGUGCCGCUGGUACUAUCCUGACUGAUCUGGUCACUGCUCUAGACCAAGCCCCACGUCCGCUCGACCAGUACGAUUACGUGCUCAUAGAACCCAGCAGUGAUCCUAUUGCUAAGAAAGCCCAGUCAAAGGGUGCCGGAUUCAUUGUGGGAAUACCUUGGUUUCGAGAGAGCAUCAUCAAAGGGUCUAUUCCAUAUUCUGGACUUCCUGCGGAAACGGACAGCGAAAGCUAGAAUGUGUAGCUCAAUGAGUACAUAUAUCAAUGCAUCUUAUGGUGGAAAUAGAUUUUUAUUUUGCCGGUUGGUUG